AUUCAACUUCAAACGGGCAAACCGCGCGUUCGCUAUAUCGCUUGAUUUUGAUUUUUCGUCUUUGAUCUCGAAAUUAUCACAAAACAACCAUAAUAAUCAUAAUCAUCAUCGACAAACGCGGUAAUCAUUAAUUUUUGUGCGUACCAUUUAUUUAUUGAGUGUCAGGUGGGGGGGGCGAGUAUGAAAUUCUGUUUGCUGUGUUUUGCGUCCAAUAUACAAAAUAAUUAAGUAAAAAUACAAUCACGCGCUUACAACAAUUAAGUAACAAAAAAUAAAAGUAACAGUUAUUAAUUAAAGGCGACAAGCUUUAAGUGAAGUUCAGAAGCCAACAGAGCGGAAAUCACUGGAAGAAAUCUCCAUUUAUUUUAAUGUGUAACAAAAUAAGCACUCCACGAACAUUCAAUAACAAUUACAAAUCGAAAGAAAAUUUCAACACUCAAACAACAACAACAAUAAAAACAGCGAACGACUUGUCGCUGAUAGGAGGCAAGUUAAAUCCAUAAAGCGCCGCAUCAGCUGCAAUUGUGCGAUAAGCUGUCUUUUGCCGUGGCUAUAGUGGAAGCAACGCCUCAAGCUGACGCCGACACCGACUAAGAUGUCAACGGAGCGGGAGCUGGCGGGGGGCCCAGCUCAGCUCCAUACGCUGCCGUUGACAUUUCCACCCGAUUUGGGCACAGCACUGCAACUGAACACAGCCGUGGGCAUUAUUGGCAAGGUUUAUGAGUCACAGUGGACAACCCCCUCGCCCACGAGGCCUCAGAGCCCCUCUCAGGCGCAGACUAGCUUCGACACGCUCACAUCACCACCAACACCCGGUUCAUCGGUAAAUCCCACCGCCGUGACCAGUCCAAGUGCUCAGAAUGUUGCUGCGGGCGGUGCUACUGUGGGUGGUGCAGCAGCCGCUGCAGCGGCUCAGGCUGCCUCCGCCUUGGGCUCGACGGGCAGUGUGACGGCAGCGAUUGCAGCAGCUGCUGCAGCAUCGCCAACCACUCAACCGGAUAUGCCCGUGUUUACGUGCCCCCGUCGACCGAAUCUGGGCCGGGAGGGCAGACCGAUUGUGCUGCGUGCGAAUCACUUUCAGGUGACAAUGCCACGGGGCUAUGUGCAUCACUAUGACAUCAAUAUACAGCCGGAUAAGUGUCCGCGCAAGGUGAAUCGCGAGAUCAUUGAGACCAUGGUGCAUGCCUAUAGCAAGAUCUUUGGAGUGCUCAAGCCCGUCUUUGAUGGGCGAAAUAAUUUGUAUACCCGGGAUCCGUUGCCCAUUGGCAAUGAGCGGCUGGAGCUGGAGGUAACGCUGCCCGGCGAGGGCAAGGAUCGCAUCUUUCGGGUGACGAUCAAGUGGCAGGCUCAAGUCUCCCUCUUCAAUCUGGAGGAGGCGCUCGAGGGACGCACCCGUCAAAUACCCUACGAUGCCAUCUUGGCCCUCGAUGUUGUCAUGCGCCAUUUGCCCAGCAUGACGUAUACGCCGGUGGGACGCAGUUUCUUUAGCUCACCCGAUGGCUACUAUCAUCCCCUUGGCGGUGGUCGUGAGGUCUGGUUCGGUUUCCAUCAGAGCGUGAGACCCUCGCAAUGGAAAAUGAUGCUCAACAUUGAUGUUUCGGCCACUGCCUUCUACAAGGCUCAGCCCGUCAUUGAUUUUAUGUGCGAGGUGCUGGACAUUCGCGACAUCAACGAGCAGCGCAAGCCGCUCACCGAUUCGCAGCGCGUCAAGUUCACCAAGGAGAUUAAGGGACUCAAGAUCGAGAUUACACACUGUGGCCAGAUGCGUCGCAAGUAUCGUGUCUGCAAUGUGACCAGGCGACCAGCUCAAAUGCAAUCCUUCCCGCUGCAGCUGGAGAACGGUCAGACCGUGGAGUGCACCGUGGCCAAGUACUUUUUGGAUAAGUAUCGCAUGAAGUUGCGCUAUCCGCAUCUGCCCUGCCUGCAGGUGGGUCAGGAGCACAAGCACACCUAUCUGCCGCUCGAGGUGUGCAACAUUGUUGCCGGCCAGCGUUGCAUUAAAAAGCUGACCGAUAUGCAAACCUCAACGAUGAUUAAGGCCACGGCACGCUCUGCUCCGGAUCGUGAGCGCGAGAUUAAUAAUCUGGUGAAACGGGCUGAUUUCAAUAAUGAUUCAUAUGUGCAAGAAUUCGGCCUGACCAUUUCCAACUCGAUGAUGGAGGUGCGUGGACGAGUUCUGCCGCCACCCAAGCUUCAAUAUGGGGGACGUGUCUCGUCGGGCAUCACGGGACAACAGCUCUUUCCGCCACAGAACAAAGUGUCGCUGGCAUCGCCAAAUCAGGGCGUUUGGGAUAUGCGCGGCAAGCAAUUCUUCACCGGUGUCGAGAUACGCAUCUGGGCAAUUGCCUGCUUUGCGCCGCAGCGCACGGUGCGCGAGGAUGCAUUGCGUAAUUUCACCCAGCAGCUGCAAAAGAUCUCCAACGAUGCCGGCAUGCCAAUCAUUGGUCAGCCGUGCUUCUGCAAAUAUGCCACAGGACCGGAUCAGGUGGAGCCAAUGUUUCGUUAUCUGAAAAUCACCUUCCCCGGCCUACAACUCGUGGUCGUUGUGCUGCCUGGCAAGACGCCCGUCUAUGCGGAGGUGAAGCGUGUUGGUGACACGGUGCUGGGCAUGGCCACCCAAUGUGUCCAGGCGAAGAAUGUGAACAAGACAUCGCCACAGACCCUGUCCAAUCUCUGUCUGAAGAUCAAUGUGAAACUGGGCGGCAUUAAUUCCAUACUGGUGCCAUCGAUACGACCCAAGGUCUUCAAUGAGCCCGUCAUCUUCCUCGGUGCGGAUGUCACCCAUCCGCCAGCUGGUGAUAAUAAGAAGCCAUCGAUUGCUGCUGUUGUUGGUUCGAUGGAUGCGCAUCCAUCGCGUUAUGCGGCCACGGUGCGAGUGCAACAGCAUCGCCAGGAGAUCAUUCAGGAGCUGAGCAGCAUGGUGCGUGAAUUGCUCAUCAUGUUCUACAAAUCCACCGGUGGCUAUAAGCCACAUCGCAUCAUUCUCUAUCGUGAUGGUGUCUCUGAGGGUCAAUUUCCGCAUGUGUUGCAACAUGAACUGACCGCCAUACGCGAGGCAUGCAUCAAAUUGGAGCCAGAAUAUCGGCCGGGCAUUACCUUCAUUGUGGUGCAGAAGCGUCAUCAUACGCGUCUCUUCUGCGCAGAGAAGAAGGAGCAGAGCGGCAAAUCGGGCAAUAUUCCAGCUGGCACCACAGUCGAUGUGGGCAUCACACAUCCCACGGAAUUCGAUUUCUAUUUGUGCAGCCAUCAGGGCAUCCAGGGCACCAGUCGCCCCUCGCACUACCAUGUGCUCUGGGAUGACAAUCAUUUCGAUUCCGAUGAGCUGCAGUGCCUCACGUAUCAACUGUGCCACACUUAUGUCCGUUGCACGCGCUCCGUCAGCAUCCCGGCGCCGGCAUAUUAUGCCCAUUUGGUUGCCUUCCGCGCCAGAUACCAUCUGGUUGAGAAGGAGCAUGAUUCCGGCGAGGGUUCACAUCAGAGCGGCUCCUCCGAGGAUCGCACGCCCGGAGCAAUGGCCCGAGCCAUAACGGUUCAUGCCGACACCAAAAAGGUCAUGUACUUUGCCUAAAAAGUAUCCAAAAGCCACACCAAAAACACACAAACAAACAAACAAACAGCAAACAGCAGCAGUAACAAACAGCAAACAAACAACAAAAAAAGAACACUUAAUUUUCGGAGAAAUGUAUUCGAAUAAGCGAGUCGCCAACUCGAAAGAAAUCGAAAAGGAUAAAUUGGAAUAUAUUAUACGAAGAAGAAGAAGAAGACAAAGAGGAAGAAAAAGGCCAAGUCGGGAAUUAUUAGUGAUUAAGUUGAAAAUGAUGAUGAUGAUGAUGAUUAUUUUUAAGUUUAAAAGUUAGGUCAAGUCGCGAGUUAAAAAAGGCAACGCCAGAACAGCUCUUAUGGAACAGAUUUAUGCAUUAGCUUUUAAGGCCAAUGGAUAAAACACACACAAACACACACAAAACAAGCACACACACAACACACCCCAACACACCCACACACGCCAAAUUUUAGAAAAUUAGAAACAAAGGGAAUCGAAUGUUAAAAGCACAAGCAGGCGCAACAAAUGUGAAGAAGGAGAAUUCUCAAACAACAAAAUAUAAAUAAAAAAUCAACAACAAGCGUAGCGAAACAAAAAACUAAAGGGAACAAAACGAAAGUCAAGAAAAUCAACAACAACAACCGCAAGAAAGCAAAAAAAAAAAAGAAAAGCAAACAAACAUUUACGAUGAACUUUUUGUAAUAGAAUAAAUUAUAUUUUUACACAACAAAAAGAAGAAAAAAAGUGAAGACAAGAAAUGCAAACAACCAAAGGUUUUUAGUAUAUCAAAACAAGAACAUUUUUGCUGAUUAACUCAAAUACACAACACACACAAAACAUACACACACAACAAAUACAACAACCAAACAACAACUCGGAAUUCUCUGUACUGUGAACGAAGACCACCACCAAGCUUAUAAAACAAGUUUAAAAAUGACAAAAACAACAACAACAAGAAAAACCACAACAAUACGACAAGCAUUAAAGAGUGUAAUAAUAAUUAGCCAUCUACUAAAAAAACAAAAAUACUUCAAUACUACAACUCAAAAAAAUGUCCAGAAUUGUAAAAAGCUAACUUUUUAGUAGUCUUAAGUUUGGUAAAUACCAAAAAAAAAAAAAAACAACAAAAAAAAAGCAAAAAAAGAGUAAAACAAAAAACAAAAAUGAAAACUCCAAUUUCAACAAGGGACAAACUUUUGGUCAAACAAUUGCUAGUUAUAUUUAUAUAUACUUAUAUACAUGUAUGUGUAUAUAAUAUUUA
Messenger RNA from Drosophila grimshawi, 4802 nucleotides. RefSeq names its product protein argonaute-2 (gene AGO1). The coding region runs from base 596 to 3568 and encodes 990 amino acids. Lineage: Eukaryota; Metazoa; Arthropoda; Insecta; Diptera; Drosophilidae. The record is from RefSeq and is a predicted model, not a curated record. The transcript is spliced from 8 exons. Gene Ontology annotation, molecular function: RNA binding; protein binding.